AUGAACCGAACCAUCGAGCAACAGAUAAGGGAUCAAUCAGAUCGAGGCAUUGAAGCCAUUUCUGAAGGACAGUAUACAACCAUAGCAGAUAAUGACGAAGAUCAAAUAAAAAUAUCUAUCACAAUGGAUGGAGUGAAGGCAUCGCGCCCUACGGUGGCUUCUACCGGUGCCGAACAGAGUAGUGUGUUGUGGCCGCGUGAGGCUCGAUUACGUAAUUUGACGUAUGCUGCAUCAAUAUAUGUUGGAAUGACGCAAACCUCCGUCCAUAUAAAAGGAAACGAGAGCGAUGAUGCUGUUUCCAAGUCUAUGGAUAUCCGCCUAUGCACAAUUCCAGUAAUGCUUCGUUCUGAAGCCUGUAAUCUAUAUGGUCUCGAUGAUGAGCGCCGCGCCAGCAUAGGCGAGUGUAUCUAUGACCAGGGAGGUUAUUUCAUCAUCAAUGGCAGCGAGAAGGCCAUCAUCGCCCAAGAGCGCCAAACCACCAACAAAGUCUAUGUGUUCGAAAAGAAGCAGCCCUCGAAAUACUCCUGGACGGCCGAGAUCCGAAGCGUGCCAGAAGGGAGCAGCGUGCCGGCGCAGACCCUCAUGCUCUGCAUGUAUGCGCACUCCUCGAAGUCCCAAAUCAAAAACAAAUACUGCAUCUGGGCGAAGCUGCCCACGCUGAGCGAUGAAAUCCCGGUGUGCAUUCUCUUCCGCGCGCUGGGGUGCGAGAACGACCGAUCGAUCAUCCAGCACAUCUGCUAUAACUUCGACGAUGUGGAGAUGAUGGAGCGGUUCCGGCCUUCGCUCGUCGAGGCAUCGGAGUGCAGAACGCGCGAGGUGGCGUUGAACUUCAUCGCGACGCGCCAUCCGAAAAUGAUCGAUGAGAACGGAACGCGGCCGAGAUCCGAACGAGUCAAGUUCGCCAGCCGUCUCCUUCAGAAGAUCAUGCUGCCGCACAUCAACGUGGACUUCGGCCCCAACAGCAACUGCAAGAAGGCGUUCUACCUGGGCUAUAUGGUGCACAAGCUGCUGAACUGCUCGCUGAAUCGCAACGAGCAGGAGGACCGAGACCACAUCAGCAACAAGCGAAUGGAUCUGGCAGGUCCGAUGAUCGGCCGUCUGUUCCACGGCCUGCUCUACCGAUUCACCAAAGAACUGCGCAGCCACAUGAAGAAGGUGGUCAACAGUCGGAAGGGAAGCUCCUUCAUCAACAUCAUGACCAACGCCAAGUCCAGCAUCAUUUCGGACGGUCUCAAGUAUUCGUUCGCCACGGGGAAUUGGGGCGAUCGCUCUCGCGGAAUGCCCACCACGACGGGCGUUUCCCAGUCGCUGAACCGACUGACGUAUGCGUCGUCGCUGUCGAGUCUGCGUCGCCUGAAGUCCCCCAUCGAUACCACGAGCAAGGUGACGAAGCCGCGUUUGCUGCACAGCACGCAGUGGGGAAUGAUGUGUCCCGCCGAGACGCCCGAGGGCCAGUCCUGCGGAAUCGUGAAGAACCUCGCGCUGAUGUGCUACAUCUCGGUCGGAAACCCGGUAGGAGCGGCGGGUGCGCGUGAUUGGCAGGUGGAGAAGAUCUACCGUCUGCUGGAGAACAACGGCGUGGAGGAGCUGGAGACGAUCGCGUCGUCGCUGAUCCCCAAAACCACCAAGGUGUUCGUGAACGGCGUCUGGGUGGGGAUCCAUCGCGACCCCAAGGUGAUUCUGGACCAUCGCGAGGACUUCGACACGGACGUGUCCAUGGUGUACGACAUCCAGGAGCGAGAGCUUCGAAUCACCGCGGACGCUGGCCGUUGCUGCCGUCCGCUGUACGUCGUGGAUCCGAUAACGCAGCGAGUGAAGAUUCGUAAGUACCAUCUGCGGAACCUCCAGCCCGAAACGAUGUUCUCGGACCUGGUGUUGAACCGACUGAUCGAGUACGUGUCGGCGGAGGAGGAAGAGUACUGCAUGAUUGGUAUGGAUCUGAAGACCAUGCGAGCCUGCGUGGAGAACCGCAGCUGCACGACCUACACGCACUGCGAGAUCCAUCCCUCCAUGAUUCUGGGCGUGUGCGCCUCGAUCAUUCCGUUCCCCGACCACAACCAGUCGCCUCGAAACACCUACCAGUCCGCUAUGGGCAAGCAGGCCAUGGGCGUGUACGUCAGCAACUACCGACAGCGCAUGGACACCACCGCGCACGUGCUCUCCUACCCCCAGCAGCCUCUCGUGACCACCAAAGCCAUGACCUACCUGCGCUUCAAAGAGCUGCCUGCCGGCUGCAACUGCGUGGUGGCGAUCUGCUGCUACUCGGGCUACAACCAGGAGGACUCGCUGAUCCUGAACCAGUCCGCCAUCGAGCGCGGUCUCUUCCGGUCGAUCUUCUACCGCACGUACCAGGACACGGAGGUCCGUCGCGACACCACGACGUCCUCUCUGAGCCUGAGCAACCCCUCCAUGGGCAACGAGCGCUUCUGCCGGCCGCUCUCCGAACAGUGCUCGAUGACCAAAGACGAGGGACUCUACCGCAACCUCGACGAAGACGGUCUCGUGAAGCCGGGCUCGCGAGUGACGGGAGACAGCAUCCUGAUCGGCAAGGCCACGCCCACCGGGGAGCUGAACGUGCACGGACGCUCCAAUCUGAAGGACAACAGCACGGGGCUGCGCCACGCGGAGAGCGGCAUCGUGGACGAGGUGAUGCUGACCACCAACGAGAAGGGCUUCCGCUUCGUGAAGGUGAAAGUGCGCUCGGUGCGAGUCCCGCAGAUCGGAGAUAAGCUGAGCUCGCGACACGGGCAGAAGGGAACGAUCGGAAUGACGUAUCGGCAGGAAGACAUGCCCUUCACCGAGAACGGCAUCGUCCCCGACAUCAUCAUGAACCCGCACGCCAUUCCUUCGCGUAUGACCAUCGGACAGCUCAUCGAGUGUCUGCUCGGCAAGGUCGCGGCGCUGCAGGCGCGCGAGGGCGACGGCACGGCGUUCAGCGACGUGACGGUGGAGGACAUCUCCAACAAGCUGCACAACGAGGGCUACCAGAAGCGCGGCUACGAAGUCCUCUACAACGGACACACCGGGCGGCGCAUGGAGGCGCGCGUCUUCAUGGGCCCCACGUUCUACCAGCGCCUGAAGCACCUCGUGGACGACAAGAUCCACGCGCGAGCCCGCGGAAUGAACACCAAACCCGGUCGAAUCCUUCACCCCACGCGCCAGCCGCUCGAAGGCCGCUCGCGCGACGGAGGUCUGCGAAUGGGAGAGAUGGAGCGUGAUGUGCUGAUCGCGUACGGCGCGUCGCAGCUGGUGCGCGAGCGCUUCUUCUACUCGUCGGACGCGUACGUGGUGACGAUCUGCGACGACUGCGGACUGAUCUGUACGAUGAUCGAUAAUACCUAUAUCUGCAAAAACUGUGACAAUAAAACCAGGUUCUCGAAGGUGGAGAUCCCGUAUGCCUGCAAGCUGCUCUUCCAGGAGCUCAUGAGCAUGAAUAUCGCGCCGCGCAUCCACACGGGAGGGAUCAUGGGAGAUGGAAAGGACCGAUUUGGAAACGAUGUGUGGCAGUUUUGUGUUUGUUACAAUCGAACGUUCCAUUCCUCAUUUCAGAAAAAGAAUGUUGAGUGCGUUCAAGAGAAUGAGUAG
This is a messenger RNA of Blastocystis hominis, 3585 nucleotides long. RefSeq lists its product as hypothetical. Lineage: Eukaryota; Bigyra; Opalinata; Blastocystidae. Gene Ontology annotation, cellular component: RNA polymerase II, core complex. The record is from RefSeq and is a predicted model, not a curated record. The coding region runs from base 1 to 3585 and encodes 1194 amino acids. The transcript is spliced from 10 exons. Gene Ontology annotation, molecular function: DNA binding; DNA-directed RNA polymerase activity; ribonucleoside binding. Gene Ontology annotation, biological process: DNA-templated transcription.